Messenger RNA from Staurois parvus, 332 nucleotides. The record is from the annotation of a GenBank genome assembly. NCBI's taxonomy places the organism in Eukaryota, Metazoa, Chordata, Amphibia, Anura, Ranidae.
GAGGGGGAGGGUUUUUUUUUCUCAACAAAAGUGGAGUUCCUCUUUAAGGGGGAGCAGGGGCGGACUUACCAUUUAGCCACUCGGGCACUGCCCGCGGGCCCGGGGUCAGUAGGGAGCCCCAUGAGAUGCCCCUGGUACCUUUCAUAGGCUUUUUUGGUUUGGGCAAGGACACAGGGGCCCCAUGAACCCCUAUUGCCCGGGGGCCCCAUGAGUUGUCAGUCCGCCCCUGCUCGGACACCUGCUCUGCCUCUUGCCCACUGCCAUAGUUGCACUGUGAUGUAGAUUGAAAGGAAGGACUGUGAUGUGAAGGACUCAGAAUCCUGUUGUGAAGG